This is a messenger RNA of Puccinia graminis f. sp. tritici CRL 75-36-700-3, 1140 nucleotides long. RefSeq lists its product as uncharacterized. Gene Ontology annotation, molecular function: protein binding. NCBI's taxonomy places the organism in Eukaryota, Fungi, Basidiomycota, Pucciniomycetes, Pucciniales, Pucciniaceae. The record is from RefSeq and is a predicted model, not a curated record. The transcript has 5 exons. The coding region runs from base 1 to 1140 and encodes 379 amino acids.
AUGCUGGUCGGAUGCGAAAGCAUCAACCAUCAUGCCAUUGAUCUCAUUCCCAGCUCAGAACUCCAUUGCAAAAAGUGGGAUUCUCCACUGCCGUCACGCCUAAAUGUUGCAAAUCCCGAUUACGACGUAUCGCCUACAAUUCCCCAAAUGGAACCGUUUAAGAACGGAUUUCUGAAGUCCAACUGUUCCAGAAAUCCACUCGACAUCGACCCUGAACCGUUUUGCAUCUUCCUUAAUACAAAAGUCAAUCAGGGUAUGGGUAUCGUCAUUAUCUCGAAAAAGUCGGUGUUUGAAGCGAGUCUUCCAAAGUUGGAUUUCUCAACAGAGCUACCUGUUCCUUCGACAAUCAAAAUUGUCAAGAUGCCAGAGAAAGGCGGCGCUGGUGCCGUUGCCUCUCAAGAUCUCAAACGCGGGCAGACCGUCGGCAAAGUCAGAGCUGUUGCCCUCUUCCCACAUGAUCAAAGCCUUUGGGGCAACGAAUUUGGGAAACGCUUUUACCGACAAGCAAUCGAGCUUUUACCGCAUCGUACUCAGGAUGUGAUUGCCAGCCUUCACGCCACAGGAAUGGAAGAAACAAAAGAAGAAUUUAUUGCAAACGCGCUCAAGCAGAACACAUUUGGAACCCAUCUAAACCCAGCGUCACCGAUAGUUUAUACUGCACUCGUCUUGGAACCAGCGGUCCGAUUUAAUCACGACUGCCGACCAAACGUCGGGUACUAUAUAGAUCACGAUACCCAGUCAAUACACAUGACAGCAUUCAGACAAAUUUUGGCGGGCGAGGAGCUUACCAUCAGCUAUCGCGCAUCGGAGCUUACACGAAAAAUGCGACAAGAUUCUCUGAGUGCAAAUUACGGAUUUCAAUGCUCAUGUUCGCAUUGCCAAAUGAGCUCAGAGGAAGGGAAGAAGUCAGAUGGAAGGGUCCUACGUCUCUUGCAGCUCCAAAAUAUCCACUCCACGGGGGUGGAAUGGCUUUCAAUUGAAGAAGUCACAGAGCUCAUCAAAAUUUGUGAAAGGGAAAAUCUCCCGUACUCGAUGAUCAACGCCAAUUACAUUGCCGCACAAGUGUACAAUGCACAUGGAAGAACCCAGGAGGCUAGUGAUUUCGCUAAGAAAGCCAAAAGGGAUGGCCUGAUUAGAUGA